GAUCGAUUGUAAAUCUCGGCAGAAGUGACCAUUCAACUGUAGUAGCAGCAAUGUUUAGAUUGACCCGAAGCAUCACUCUUGUAAGGCCGCUGCUUUCCAAGAGAUUCCACGCCAGUGCAAUUGCACGCUUUCCAAAGAAAGAAACCAUAGAGCAUCGCACGAGAGAGCUGGAGCAUGAGAUAAGGCUAAUUGAAGAGAAGCUUAAAAAUGAAAAAUCUGUCAAGACGACAGCUGGGGAUAACCUAACCGAAGAAGAACUUUCGCAAAUCUACUCAGAGCUCACUGCAGCAUCCGAAAGACAAUCCGUAAUGCAGCCUAAAAUCAGCGCUGACUAUCUCGAGAAUUUGCGAGUCAAGUUUCUGGAUACUCGGCCAGCAGCCGCUAAAGCCAUUGCACAAGCCAGCUCAAGCGACACUUCAACUUCCUCGGAAACUAGCAGCCUCAUACAAGCAGCCGGCCAACAAGAUGCCCUUACUGGUCAUAGCGAAAAAACAAUGACGGCUAAGGAUUUCGAUCAGUUGCUGUAUGCCAAUGCGGUUACACAUCGAUAUAACGAAGCAGAAAAGCUUUUGGAGCUUAUGCCGACAUACGGCGUACAACCUACUACUAGAUCAUUCAACCAUGUCAUUGACGCAUAUGCAAAUGUUAACGAUUCAGAAAAUGCCAUCAAGGUCUAUAAAUCUCUCAGAGAAGCGGGAGCCGUCCCUGACAUCUACACAUUUGGUGCGUUAGUCAAGUCAUUUGUCAACAGUAACCGAAUCGAUGAUGCCUUUGUACUGUUUGAAAAAAUGAAGUCUGCUGGAUUGGUUCCACCUGAGCCAAUCUUUGCGAAAUUAAUUGCAGGAUGUCUACGUUUAAACAACACUGCAAAGGCAUGGGAGAUUUUUGACGAGAUGCAACUCAAAUAUCACAAACCAGAUGAAGUUACUUACACCUUAAUGAUACACGCUUGUGCCAAGAACGAUGAAGUAGAACGUGCUUUGAAUUUGUUUGAGGAAAUGCCCAACCGUGGAUUAUACCCGACGGAUGUCACGUUUAACACGUUGAUUAAUGCCUGCGUCCUACGCACAGACUAUUACCAGGAAGCAUUCAAUCUACUGAAUCAAAUGCAAGAAGUCCAUGGCUUUAAGCCCGAUCGUAUUACCUAUAACACUUUGCUGCAUGGGUGUGCAAAGAACAAGGAUUUGACAAGGGCACGAAAUAUUUAUAGGUUGAUGCUGGAGACGACUGGCGAGCCAGAAGCUCAUCAGCAACUAACACCAGACGAUAGAACGUAUAGCAGUCUCUUAUGGACCUAUGCCAACUACCGCCCACCAAAAAGAAACGCUGAAUCCUCCGUACUUAAUGAAGAAUCACAUAAUUCACUGGUGCCGACUGAUGGAACCCCUCUUUACCCACAACUUCCUGUCAACCGUCGAGAGCUGCUAGCUGAAGCUCAAGCCAUCUUUUCACGUGCGCAAGAAAGCACAGCCAUAAGUCCAUCGAUCAUGAAUGCCUAUCUUGGCGUUCAUGUUGCACAUCAUCAAGCCGAUGAGGUUGUGAACAUCUAUCAAGACAUGUUCGAAAAAUUAAACGUCGCACGCAAUGGAUAUACCUUUAAACAUGUACUGGACCACUGCUAUCGUACCAAAAACAUUGAACUCGCAUACAAGGUAUGGGACGAUAGAGAAGAAUGGCUGGAUAAUAUGCGACAACAAUAUCACCAAGAUGAAAAGGAUGCACAGGCAGUCGUUAGAAAGAAGCAAACCGACCAAGCUAUCAGUCAAGCCGACCACGGCUGGACCAUUGCGGAUCAAAAAGCAGCUGUACUGUUGAUGGCCAAUACAAUGUCACGAUGUAAUGAUAUCGACGCCGCUCUAAAUCUCCUUCGAACUCACUUUAGUAAGGGUUCACCACUGGGAACUGUCGCUUUGGCGGAUUUGAAGACAACCUACAACAAGUGCAUUCAGUUGGAUGACGAGGAAGGUCGUCAGAUGUUGCUCGAUAUAUGCCCACCAGAUAGAAGCUUGACGGCGGAAAAGACACGUUUGCUCGCCAAAAAAUGGGGUACCUCCCAGAACAAUCAAAGAUGGAACUCGAAACAUCGUUAAUCAAUCCUCGCCGCUCUAUGGAAUUGCCCCUCCCCCUGCUAUCAUUAUGUUCACUCACUGUACAAAUAUCAGCAUAUCAUACACUUCACUGUAACAUCAAAAAUAACACUCCUCAUGUUUUCUCAUUUAUUCUACAAUAAAACUCAAUU
This is a messenger RNA of Umbelopsis ramanniana AG, 2239 nucleotides long. RefSeq lists its product as uncharacterized. The record is from RefSeq and is a predicted model, not a curated record. Gene Ontology annotation, molecular function: protein binding. The transcript has 9 exons. The coding region runs from base 51 to 2090 and encodes 679 amino acids. Lineage: Eukaryota; Fungi; Mucoromycota; Umbelopsidomycetes; Umbelopsidales; Umbelopsidaceae.